This is a messenger RNA of Dictyostelium discoideum AX4, 852 nucleotides long. RefSeq lists its product as hypothetical. Gene Ontology annotation, cellular component: cytoplasm. NCBI's taxonomy places the organism in Eukaryota, Evosea, Eumycetozoa, Dictyosteliales, Dictyosteliaceae. The transcript has a single exon. The coding region runs from base 1 to 852 and encodes 283 amino acids. Gene Ontology annotation, biological process: regulation of aggregate size involved in sorocarp development. The record is from RefSeq and is a predicted model, not a curated record.
AUGGAAGAAAUAAAAGAAACUGUUGAAAAAAAAAAUAAAGAAAAAAAGUAUUUAAAUGAUUAUAAAAUAAUUUCUGAAGGUAAUAAUAUUAAAGUUUUACAAAAAAAAGAUUUCAAACCAAAAUUUUCAUUGGUAUCAUAUAAAAAUUAUGAACAAAAUUUUGAUUUUGAAAAUGCUAAAAUUGUUUCAACCAAUUUUGCCAUCGAUCGUCAUAUAAAGAUGAAGAAUCCACCAGAUCCAUUUGUAUUUAUUAAAAUGCCAUCUUCAAAGCUUGUUCAAAGUCAGUUAAAACUUUACUAUGAAAAUGAAGGUUAUAAGGAUAUUCCAGUAUGGAUUACACCAUGUUCAGCAUUUAUGAGAUACAUUAAAUCGUAUCCAAUUGUUGGAACUGUAACAGAGACAAUGGAAAAGAAAAAAGGUUUCACCAAUAGAUUCUUAUCAACUAGUGAAACCAAAGCAUCAGUUUCAGUCGGAUUCUUUGGUUGUGAAUCAUCGAUGGAAGUUACAAGUGGUUAUGAAUAUGAAGACACUGUUACAUCUGAAGAAACUAGAAGUUGGAGUCAAACUUUAAAUGAAGGUUCUUAUAUUGUUUAUCAAAACGUUUUAGUUUAUGCUUAUAUAAUCUAUGGUGGUAGUUAUAAACCAUACAUUGAUCAAAUGAAUAAAUUUAAUCCUGGAUUAAAUAUCAAAUUCUUUAGAGAAGAUAAAUGUAUCUUUUUUGUACCAAUUAAUCGUGAUGAUGCCUUCACUCUUCGUUAUCAAGAUAAUACAUGGGAUCCAGUUGAAUAUGAUGUUUUAAUUGAUUACUUGGGUCAAAAUCAAGAUAAAUGGUUUUCUGGUGGUUUACCAUGA